This is a messenger RNA of Talaromyces stipitatus ATCC 10500, 2754 nucleotides long. Its product is annotated as C2H2 finger domain protein, putative. Lineage: Eukaryota; Fungi; Ascomycota; Eurotiomycetes; Eurotiales; Trichocomaceae. Gene Ontology annotation, molecular function: RNA polymerase II cis-regulatory region sequence-specific DNA binding; DNA-binding transcription activator activity, RNA polymerase II-specific. Gene Ontology annotation, biological process: regulation of transcription by RNA polymerase II. The record is from RefSeq and is a predicted model, not a curated record. The transcript is spliced from 4 exons. Bases 1 to 2268 code for a protein of 755 amino acids. Gene Ontology annotation, cellular component: nucleus.
AUGUACAAGGAACGACAGGAGGCAGGACUCGAUGCUGGCAUCGAAACUUACCGAAACUAUGAAUUCGAGCAUAUAGGCCUUCAGUUCAGAAGACCUGACCUAGACAACGAUAAGGGUCUAUUCCCUGAAUUCAACGUUCCCAUCAGCUCCGGAUAUGUUUUCGGUCCCGUCAAUCUUCCGGGUUUUUCAGAUUCGUGGAACCCACUUCAAAUAGAACAUCCACCAAUUCACGAGUCGAGAACUUAUCCGUCCUCCGAUGUCUAUCCCCUCAUAAAACGACCGAAUACGUGGCCUCGUGUAUACUCGGAUUCGGGGUAUGGGAGUCAAUACAACGGAGACACACGGUCAUCGAUGAGUCUCCCGAGUAGUUUAGAUACAAGGACUGAGGUAUCACCUGAUGACUGCCAUACAUAUAUCAAGAGCGUGACGGAACCAAGGCAACCUAGGACAGAAUCAAUCGAGGAGAAUCAGCUGAGAUGCACUCAAUGCCCUUGGACAGGAAAGCUUCCAUCCGAAAUGAGGAAACACCUCGCACGACAUCGAAAAAGCCAUUUAUGCGAAGAAAAUCACUGCGGUAGAAGAUUCGGUAGCUUGAACGAUCUCGAAAGACACCGAAAGUCGGUUCACAAUAAAAGCCCUCAAUGUGGACCAAAGGAAAUGUACAAGUGUUUUGGUCGGAAUUGUAGGCAUCCUGAGAAAGAGUGGCCGCGACUGGAUAAUUUCAAAGCCCAUCUUCGACGCCAGCAUGAUGAUCAAAAUGUAGAAGACUUGGUCUCACAGUCACGAUUGUGGUAUGAAAAGCGAAAGAUUGAAGAAGAAGAGAAAAAGGAGAAAUUGAUUACGGAAGGUCCAGCCUCAGGCAUCGAAGUGACUCCAAGGAAGGAGGCAACUCAAUCUAACGUCGACACUUUGAAAACUCCCAGUCCUCUUGAUAACGACGAUAGUCUCAAGACUAUCACACCAUUUAAGAUGUUACUGAGCUCGGGUCCUCAUAAUUCGGGAGAUUACUUCGAUGGUAGGCUAAAAGAUUUGACACUCAAUCCAAUCGGGCAUUCACAAAGCUUCCCUGGGAAUAUUUCUCCUGAAAACCUACAAACGCCGAAUGACUCCUUCCCCAGUACACUUAAAACAGGCAGCUCAUCACCUGUUCAGGCUGAUAUGAAACUGCCAAGCUUGCCUGAUGUACUGGGAGAUAUUAGCUCGCAAGGACGCAAUGAUCUGGUAUUUAGAAAGAGACCAGAGAGUACCCCUGAGAAACGCACUUUACCAGGUGUGGAAUCCUUUGAUCCUGGAGUAAUGUCUGAGAAGGCUUUUGCUAUAGCAGCCAAGUUGCAAAAUGAGAUGCAUUGUCUCUCUCAUGAAGAAAGAAAGGUAAUAGCGUCAAUCAUAAAUUUAGAAAAGACGCAAGAGAGGUCAAAAGAGGAGGACAGUUUUAGCAAAAGAGUUGACACACGUGAAGAACCGAGUCAAAGCGCAAAAGUAGUCUCCAAGAAAGAGGGUUUUACGUGCCAAACGUGCCAGAAGUCUUUCAGUCGACCGUCUACACUAAGAAAGCACCAAAAGAGACAUGAAAAGCCUUAUGGAUGCACAUUUACGGGAUGUUAUAGCAGUUUUGGCAGUAAAUCCGACUGGAAACGACAUGAGAGCAUGCAGCACUGCCACACGCAAUCCUUCCGCUGUUCCUUGCCUCGUGACAAACACGACGAAUGUGCGAGGGUAUUUCUUCGUGAACAAGAAUUUCUCAAACAUUUGGAUAUCGUCCACCAUGGUCCUGGGCGUAUGAAGAAACUACAACAGCUUGCUGAUGGCCGUAUCGGAGCCAACGACGCGGAAUCAAAGUUCACUUACUGGUGUGGAUUCUGUAAAGUGAUCAAAAUCGUGGAGAAGACCGGGGUAGAAGCUCUAAAAGAGCGUUUCGACCACAUAGAUUCACAUUUUCAGAAAGGGGGAAAUAUCAAGAGAUGGGUUCCAGCCAAGGGCCACACCGAAAAAGGGGCUCAAAAGAAGCGGGAUAAGAGUCGAACGAAAGAAAGCAAAAGGACAAUUACAAAUCUAGAAGAGGAUUCUCAGCGGCUCUAUGAUAAUGGACACGAUGAUUGGGAGCUCAGCACCUACGAACAAUGUCCGUCCAGCGAAGACGAGACUUUUACCGAGGUUGAGCCACGUGCUGAGAGCUAUAGUAUCAAGAAUAAAUUCCAGAAAAGCGAGUCUAACCAGACAGCCAAGGAGUUAAGAAUCGUACACUGCGUGAGUGAUGAUCAGCUAUAAUUCCUCCCUCUUUUCGUAUGUAUGACAGCUCGCUGAUUGGCCGCAGUGCCAGUGUUUGGAUGGACCUCAGAUGUUCAUUAGCGAAAGCUGCCAGGGCUGUCAACAUCAUUUCUGCCCUGAAUGCCGUCUUUAGAUCUCGAGGUAAUGUUUCUCCUCCAGCUCAUAGCAUCGGAGCGGAGAGUAGAGUCAAAAGUUUGGUCUACCGAACAGUGAGGUGUCGAUAUAACUUUAUCAUCCAUGGACGUAUAUAAAAUAACAUUCAAGAUCUCCGAAGCCCUGUACUAGUUACACGACAACGGUGCUGGCUGAGACAACCACAUUUAUAAAAGCAUCCGAAUUCUUACAUUUUAAAAUAUAGAUGCAUUCCAAGGUUCCUACAUGAAAGAGGCUCCCGUCCAAAUUGUGGCCAUCAGAAAUAUGAAUUAUAUCCUGACUUUUACCUCACGAGCUGAAAAUCAAAUCCUAAAGCCUUCGAAAAGGGCUGCC